CCAGCCGGUGUUGUAUUCACUGGAGAGACAGUCAAUAUGAAGUGUGGGAUUAAACCUAAUUACAUUGGCUGGACAUAUGAGUGGUAUAAAGACAGUGUAAAGUUACAGUCGUCUGAUCGUCACACUGUAAAUGGAAACACUCUCACUAUCAGAAGAGUUAAGCCUGAUGAGGGUUCAUACGAGUGUAAAGGACACAUAAAUGGAAGAUCAGUCUCAACAGAACCAGCAUCAGUUUCUCUCACUGUGAAAGAUUUACAGCCAAAGCCUGAACUCAGAUCAGAUUCUGCAGGAGCUGCACUGACUGGAAACACAGUGACUUUGACCUGUAACACUACUCUGACCACCGGAUGGGACUUUUACUGGUACAAAAACACACUCGACUCUGAGAUAAAGACGACAGAAACAAACUCCUACAGUAUGAAGAUUGAUUCAGUGUCUGAUGGAGGCCAGUACUGGUGUAGAGCUGGAAGAGGAGAACCAGUCUAUUACACACAAAACAGUGAUGAACUGACACUCAGUGUUACAGUGAGUCCUAAAGCUGUGGUGACGGUGCGGCCUGAUAAACAUGUGUUCAGAGGAGAAACAGUCACUCUCAGAUCAUAA
Molecule: messenger RNA, 603 nt
Organism: Danio aesculapii
Lineage: Eukaryota; Metazoa; Chordata; Actinopteri; Cypriniformes; Danionidae
Product: basement membrane-specific heparan sulfate proteoglycan core protein-like
Exons: 4
Coding region: 37-603 (188 amino acids)
Biological process (GO): cell surface receptor signaling pathway
Molecular function (GO): transmembrane signaling receptor activity
Source: RefSeq, a predicted model, not a curated record